CAGCAGCUUUGCUGUGCUGUGCUUUGCUGUGAGCUGCGGAGCUCGCGGACCUGGCUAUGCUUCUCCCGCUCUCCCCCGUGUGAGGCAGAGGCAGAGGCAGACGCGCGGCUCAGGGCCGCCCUCCCCCUCCGGGCCCCUCACGCCCGGGUGAGGCAGAGCCGGCGGAAGCGCCUGGGUUUCCGCUUCCCCUCUGCUGGGGAAGAGGCGGGCGCAGUUGCGGCCAUGCAGGUCUCCAGCCUCAACGAGGUGAAGAUCUACAGCCUGAGCGCCGGCAGGAGCCUCCCGGAGUGGCUCUCUGACAGGAAGAAAAGAGCUUUACAGAAGAAAGAUGUGGAUAUCCGUAGAAGAAUUGAACUUAUUCAAGACUUUGAAAUGCCCACGGUUAGCACAAAGAUUAAGGUAUCAAGAGAUGGACAGUAUAUUAUGGCAGUUGGAACUUACAAGCCCAGGGUCCGCUGUUUUGAUACGUAUCAGUUAUCCCAGAAAUUUGAAAGAUGCUUAGAUUCCGAAGUGGUUACGUUUGAGAUUUUAUCAGAUGAUUACUCAAAGAUUGUCUUCUUGCAGUGUGGCAGAUUUGUGGAGUUUCAUUCACAGCAUGGCCAUUACUACAAGACAAGAAUACCAAAAUUUGGUAGAGAUUUCUCUUACCACUAUCCAUCAUGCGACCUGUAUUUCGUAGGAGCAAGUUCUGAAGUGUACAGGCUAAAUCUGGAACAAGGAAGAUUUCUGAACUCCCUGCAAACUGAAGCUUCAGAGAGCAAUGUCUGUGACAUAAAUCCUGUACACUUCUUGUUUGCUAUGGGGACAGCUGAGGGUAAAGUGGAAUGCUGGGAUCCUAGAACUAGAAAUCGAGUUGGGCUGUUGGACUGUGCUUUAAGCAGUGUGACAGCAGACACAGAGAUAGAAGGUUUGCCAUCCAUUUCAGCACUGAAAUUUGAUGGGGCUUUGAACAUGGCUGUUGGAACAUCUACAGGGCAGGUCCUAUUAUAUGAUCUCCGGUCUAGUAAUCCAUUAAUAGUCAAAGAUCACCACUAUGGCCUGCCUAUUAAAUCAAUUCAGUUUCAGCAUCAGUUGGAUUUAAUUAUCUCUGCAGAUUCUCGAAUCAUAAAAAUGUGGAACAAAGAUACAGGAAAGAUAUUUACUUCAAUGGAGCCAGAACAUGAUAUAAAUGAUGUCUGCCUUUAUCCAAAUUCAGGAAUGCUAAUGACUGCCAAUGAAGCCCCUAAAAUGAAUAUCUAUUAUAUACCAGUUUUAGGACCUGCCCCAAAAUGGUGUUCCUUCUUGGACAACUUGACUGAAGAACUGGAAGAGAAUCCAGAAAGCACUGUUUAUGAUGAUUACAAAUUUGUUACCAGAAAGGACCUUGAAAAUUUAGGCCUUGCUCAUCUCAUUGGGUCAUCAUUGCUCAGAGCAUAUAUGCAUGGCUUCUUCAUGGACAUAAGACUUUAUCAUAAGGCAAAAAUGAUGGCCAAUCCCUUUGCCUAUGAAGAAUAUAGAAGAGAGAAAAUAAGGCAGAAGAUAGAAGAAACACGUGCACAGAGGGUUCAACUGAAGAAACUCCCAAAAGUUAAUAAAGAACUUGCACUCAAACUGAUUGAAGAAGAAGGAGAAGAGCAACAGUCUAGUAAAAAAAGAAAACAAAAGAAUCUUCCCAGUCUCCUAAAAGAUGAUCGUUUUAAGGUCAUGUUUGAGAAUCCAGAUUUCCAGGUGGAUGAGCAGAGUGAAGAAUUUAGGCUACUUAACCCACUUGUUUCUAAAAUAAGUGAGAAAAGAAAGAGGAAGCUAAAGAUCUUAGAAGAACUGGAAGCACAGGGACAGGAAGAGGAGGAAGAACCAGAAGGAAAAGCAAGUGAUGCAGAAAGUUCUGAGAGUUCAGAUGAUGAAAAAGGCUGGGUUGAAGAGGUCAGGAAACAGCGCAAGCUUUUACGCCAAGAGGAAAAACUAAAGCGGCAGGAAAGGCUCAAGGAGGAUCAGCAAACAUUACUAAAACCUCAGUUUUUUGAGAUUAAAGAAGGAGAGGAAUUCAGAAGCUUCAAAGACUCUGCCAAAAAGCAGAAAUUAAUGAAGAAAUCUCUUGAAGAUCGUUUAAAGCUUGAAGAAAAACUUGGCACACUCAAUGUGUCUGAUACCACAGUAGGCAGCAAACAGGCAACAUUCAAAUUAAAGAAGUCAGAACAGCAAAGGAAACAGCAGGAAGCUGAGAAACGACAUCGUCAAGAGAGGAAAACUCUUCGGCGCUCUGCCAGUCAUCUCAAGAGCAGACGUGGAAGAGGACGACUAUUCCAUUGAUUUCUGUUAUUUUUUUAAGAAACUUUUUACCUCAUUUUUCUUUUGAAAAAGGGACUUUUUCAAAUUGGGACACAGUACCAAUGGAUUUGAAUUUUGAUUCGUUGGUGAACAUGAAACCAGAACUUCUUAAACCUUGUGUUAAUUAAUGAAAAGUUUGUGAAAGUUAAAGUACUGACCAAAGGACAUUAUAAAUAUGGUCCAUUGUGAACUGCAUUUGUUCAGAAAUCACCAGCAACUGGUUAUUAUGUAACACUUUGUUACAGGUUUUCUAUAUAAGACUUUAUGUAUACAACAAGGCUGCCUGUCUUUUAUUUAACUAAGAGCUGUGAGUUUUAGUUCCUGAAGUCUUUGUGACUGCUUAGAUAUAAGAUCAAGGGUAAGUUAUUUUGUCUAAAAGCUUAUCUUUAUAAGGGCACAACACAUUUUUCUGGUUCUUGAAGGAUGACACACAAUUGUGUUUUUCAAAAACUGACUUUGGCUUUAUAGUCUGGGGUUGCCUUUAGUAGCAAGUGGUACAAAUGGUUGUCAGGAGGACAAUUGAGAAUGCCUGAUUUGGGUUCCUCUGAGUCACUCCAUAAGGAAACCUCUCUAGCCAACCCAGUGUACAAAGGGGAAGCUCAGAGUGGUAGUCCUGUUAACUUAGAUUUUGUAAAUACAAAACCCAGUGUUUCUGUUUUGGAAAGCCAGCCAUGGUUCAACAUAGAUUAAGUGGUAUAUGUUCAUAUAACAAGCACUUUAAGGCCAUGCCAGCAGUCUCCUAUGCUUCAAAAAAAGAGUUUAGUUAAAUAAGUUAAAAAACCCUUGAACCUAAGUAGGUCACUAUUUAACAAAUAAAUUAAUUUUUACCUUUGAUCCUAAAUGAACCUUUUUAUUGCUUUUUAAAAGCCUUUAUAAUUUGCCUUUUUCCUAGAUAAAACCUGAACUUUGGAUCCAAUAAGAAUCAAUGAAUCUCCCUGUCACUGUUAAUCUUUUUAACACAUUCAUAGGAUCUUAAGUGUUUUGCUUUAUAAAACAGAGAGGUAUUAAUCUGGUCAGGUCCCUUGGACAGUAUUUGUAGAAUCUUUGCAAUUACUUCAGUAAAGGCCUUGAUUUCUCAUAGCCUGAUUUUUUUGUUUUUGUUUUGUUUUGUUGUUAGAUGAUAGAAAAACAAGCCACGUGGGUGGUUUUUUUCCUCCCUGACUUUAUUUUAUGUGCUUUAAUUCCUUCUGAUUUUAAUUAUAUUGCUGUCUUUAGUUUAAAAAGGCCCUUUCACAUGAUAUUUUUAUCUUUAAAAACUUUCAUUGUAGUCAUCACCUCUGCACUUGCAUUCAACUAAAGGAUGAGUCUCU
This is a messenger RNA of Cinclus cinclus, 3617 nucleotides long. It is a transcript of the gene NOL10, whose product is annotated as nucleolar protein 10. The transcript has 21 exons. Gene Ontology annotation, molecular function: protein binding. Gene Ontology annotation, cellular component: nucleus; small-subunit processome; 90S preribosome. The coding region runs from base 223 to 2289 and encodes 688 amino acids. Gene Ontology annotation, biological process: maturation of SSU-rRNA from tricistronic rRNA transcript (SSU-rRNA, 5.8S rRNA, LSU-rRNA). Lineage: Eukaryota; Metazoa; Chordata; Aves; Passeriformes; Cinclidae. The record is from RefSeq and is a predicted model, not a curated record.